Messenger RNA from Laetiporus sulphureus 93-53, 2574 nucleotides. RefSeq lists its product as uncharacterized. The transcript is spliced from 5 exons. The record is from RefSeq and is a predicted model, not a curated record. Lineage: Eukaryota; Fungi; Basidiomycota; Agaricomycetes; Polyporales; Laetiporaceae. The coding region runs from base 1 to 2574 and encodes 857 amino acids.
AUGGUCGCCACCAAUCCGCGUGAGAUUGGCACGCUCGUUGUCGUGGUUCUGAAAGCGAGGAACUUGCCCAACAAGAGGCACAUCGGCAAGCAAGAUCCGUUCUGUUCCAUCGUUUUCAAUGAAGAGAAGAGGAGAACGAAGGCCAUAAAACGCGGAGGACAGCACCCAGAGUGGGAUGAGGAGUUCCGGUUCACGCUCGUGGAGGAUGACGACGACGAGGCGACAUCGUCGCAGUUCGAUACCAGCGAUAGGGUGCCGCCCCCGCUGCCGCCGAAGAGUGGUACAAAGGGGCCACCAAGAGUCAAGGGCGGACGAUCGAUGGCCAUCGCCUGCUACGCCGACGAUCCUCGCGAACCUGACCUUAUUGGAGACUGUACCGCAGACCUGACCGAGGUGUUGACGAAGGGCGAAACGGAUGAAUGGUUCGUUUUGAUGAACAAGGACAAGUACUGUGGUGAAGUGUACCUUGAGAUGACGUUCUGGUCUAACGAGCCAGAACCAUUGAAGAAGGUUACCCCGAAACCUAAAACGAAGAAGCUGUACGGUGGCCCUGGGUCGUUUGUUCCUGCAGAGGAGCCAUCGAUGCAUAGCGGGCUUGAUGUGCAGCACGAGAUUCGACGUCUGCCGUCUAACAGUAACAUGCGCGACAGCCUAAGGCUCGAAAACAUCCCUCGAUCUCUGCGGCCAUCGGCCUCAUUCGCGAACCUUGACCUCUAUGUGCCACCGUAUGAGAGUUCCCGGACUCGCCAUACAGACGUGGAAAGCGUCGCCACCGAGUUUGCCGAUUUGGGCGUUGGCGACCAUGCCAACGGACGAUUGAACUUCCCACCACAGCAGCCAGGGUAUCUGCCACGGCCUACGUCAUCGCAUGGUUACUCUGAUGCUCUUUCUCAAACGCCUUCCCAACACGGGUUUCAUCAGGGGAGCUAUUUGGAUGGCAGUGCACCAUCGCAUUAUAAUGCGCCAGAUCCGCCGGCGCCCGUCUCCUAUCAACAGGAGCAUGUGCCAGCUGAACCGUACCAGCCGCCGUAUGAACCUGCGCCUCCGUCUACAUUCCAUGCAUCUGCACGUCCGACAGGCCCGAGGCAGGGUGUAUCUGCCGCUUCGUCGGGCUUCAUGCCCAUACCCAUGCCAAUCCCGACGUCUGCACCUUCCGGGUUUGGCUCGUUCUCGUCUUACCCCUCUCAAUCGUCUGGAUUUGCUGCUGGACCGGCCACGGCGGCGCCGUCGACCUAUGGAUAUCCACCAUCACAUCAUCCUACCCCGUCUUCCAGCUUUUCCACCUUGCCGCCGCAGCCAGUCACGUCUUCUGGCUUUGCGCCUCUGCCGCCUUCUCGUUCGCACCACCAUUCUCUCCCCCAGCCUCCCGUGUCGUCUGGUUUCUCAUCUCAGUCAUAUGUACAGUACCCCACGCAACAUGUACCACCGGCACCAUCCGCAUCAGCGCCUCCACAUCAGCAUGUAUCCCAAGAAGUAUAUGUGCCUCCGCCGCCGCCGUCUGUACCUCCCCACUCUUACUCCGCUCCUCCUGAACCAUUUCCAAUUACACGAACCUCGCCGUCACCGCCAUUAGACAAUAUUCCGCCGCCACCGCCACUGAACGGCUCCUUCAGACGCUCGUCGCCUCCCUCGCGUCCUUUACCCCAACCAGGGACAACAAAUGGGCAGCCGCAUCCACGCCGUACGUCAUUGCCAGUGCCGCCUCCCGGCGGGCCUCAAGGAAUAUAUGAUCCACAGCGUACUCCUCCGAAAGUAUUCGGUUCUGGCUCUCUAGGACAGCUUGGGUCAUAUGGUACACCCCGAAGCCCUCCUCAGGCUUUUGGCUCUAUAAACGGACAAAACGGGAUGUAUGACGUCCAGCGGAGUCCGCCACAGACGUACAACUCGUCCCUCAUGGGCCUGCCUGGAUCUUAUAAUUCAUCAUCGAAUGCAUCUAUGCCGUUCAGCUCGAACGGUGGCGUUCCCAGCAGAGGGAAUUCUGGGUCAUACACUUCUUCCAGUCAGUUGGGAUUGUACAUGCAGCCUAACGGAUCGGCUUCGGCUGUGUACAACCAUCCAGAGCAGUCACGGUCAAUGAGCUCCAUCGCAAGAGUAGACCCGGUAAAUCCGCCUAGUGACCCAUAUGAUUCUAUCCCUCCUCCCCCGCCGCUUCCGUCAGAAGGUGGGCCAGUGUAUGUACAGAACAAUCAGCUUCCAGUGGCCCGCUCUUCACCGCCGCUGCCCCAGUCGCAGCAUUCGAGAACUUCUCUUCCACGCACGCCAUCUCUUUCUGUCCCCCUGCAGCCUAGAUCAAGACACAUAAGUCUCCCAGCGCCACCUCCGAUGGGCUUAGCCAGCCAGCCCUCCUAUCAUACUCUGCCCCCGCCUCCAGCGCCGCCCAGUAUGCCAUCCGAUGUCCACUAUGAACCCGUUUCCACGUUUCCUUCUGCCAAUCUGAGCCAGACAUUUCACCCAGGGCCUCCACCGCGUCCUCCCGCACAGAUCAACCCUCAACCGCGCUACGUGUCUUCCCCUAUCACUGCGCAGUCCUACAACAGCGUCCCACCUCUAGGUGAACGUGACGGAAGGUGGUGA